Messenger RNA from Vigna unguiculata (cowpea), 1550 nucleotides. RefSeq names its product putative receptor-like serine/threonine-protein kinase At5g57670. The record is from RefSeq and is a predicted model, not a curated record. Gene Ontology annotation, biological process: protein phosphorylation. Gene Ontology annotation, molecular function: protein kinase activity; ATP binding. NCBI's taxonomy places the organism in Eukaryota, Viridiplantae, Streptophyta, Magnoliopsida, Fabales, Fabaceae.
UAUACGAGACAGCGCAUUUAGUAGUAGCUAACGAACUUCAAAAUACACAUGCACUGCACUUAUUCUCUCUUCACUCUCAAAAAACCGCGUUGUUCUCUUUCAUUCACGUCACAAGAACAAAAACUUGUGCUCUCUGUUUCUGCUCUGCGUGAAAAACAGAGUCCCCUGUUUGGUGACUAUUGCAAUGAAGUAUAUUCGGGGGAACAGCUUCAAGAGGCUUUUCUCGUUUGGAAAACGUGGGUUUGGGGAAGAAAACGAUGCUGGGUUGGUGGCUCCUUCAUGUGAAGAGCACCCUCCAAGACCCUCUUGGAAAUGCUUCUCCUUUAAAGAGUUGUUUGAUGCCACCAAUGCUUUCUGCUCAGAGAAUUUGGUUGGGAGAGGAGGGUAUGCAGAGGUUUAUAAGGGAACGUUGCGUGGUGGUGAGGAAGUUGCUGUGAAGAGGCUCACCAGAACUUCAACUGAUGAGAGAAAGGAGAAGGAGUUUCUGAUAGAGAUCGGCACAAUAGGUCACGUGCGCCAUGCCAACGUGUUGCCUCUUCUCGGGUGUUGCAUUGACAAUGGACUUUACCUCGUUUUUGAGCUAUCCACCGUUGGUUCCGUUGCUUCUGUUAUUCACGAUGAGAACUUGCCUCCUUUAGAAUGGAAAACAAGGUAUAAGAUAGCUCUUGGGACAGCACGUGGUCUUCACUACUUGCACAAAGGUUGCAAGAGGAGGAUAAUUCAUAGGGACAUCAAGGCCUCAAACGUUUUGUUAACAGCAGAUUUUGAACCAAAGAUAUCUGAUUUUGGACUAGCAAGGUGGCUUCCAUCUCAGUGGACUCACCAUUCAAUAGCCCCAAUAGAAGGCACAUUUGGGCAUUUGGCACCAGAGUACUACAUGCAUGGAGUUGUGGAUGAGAAGACAGAUGUAUUUGCCUUUGGUGUGUUCUUGCUUGAAAUCCUCUCUGGAAGGAAACCAGUGGAUGGGUCUCACCAAAGCGUGCACAGCUGGGCUAAACCAAUACUAAACAAAGGGGAGAUAGAAAAAGUGGUAGAUCCAAGGCUUGGAGGGGCUUAUGAUGUGACACAGUUUAAUAGAGUAGCCUUUGCUGCAUCCCUGUGCAUUCGGGCAUCUGCAACUUGCAGACCUACCAUGAGUGAGGUGGUGGAGGUAAUGGAGAAGUGGGAAAUAGAUAAAGAGAAGUGGGAAAUGGCAGAAGAGAAGGAAGAAGAAGUGGAGUUAUGGGGUUUUGAGGAUCUGGAAUAUGCACAUGACACUUCUUUUUCAAUGUCUCUACCUGACUCAGUUGGAAGUACUUAGGGUAAAACAGUUUGCUCCAACUUUCAUCAACUUGUAGAUAUAUGCAUAUUGUUACAUAAAUAUGAAGGGGCGGAAAAAGCCUCUUCUGCAUUUUCUGUUCCCUUUUAUUCAAUCCAUAUAACGUAGUGUUUCUUUCUUUUCUUUUCUGUAUUUAUGAGGAUGUCAAAUGUUCAUCAUAAUCCAACUCAUAACUUCCCUCCAUCUCGACCCUACCCUUUUUUCCUUGUAAAUAUGAUAAUAAAUACAAUAU